Molecule: messenger RNA, 2012 nt
Organism: Pyricularia grisea
Lineage: Eukaryota; Fungi; Ascomycota; Sordariomycetes; Magnaporthales; Pyriculariaceae
Exons: 7
Coding region: 208-1413 (401 amino acids)
Biological process (GO): proteasome-mediated ubiquitin-dependent protein catabolic process; nucleotide-excision repair
Cellular component (GO): cytosol; nucleoplasm
Molecular function (GO): proteasome binding; polyubiquitin modification-dependent protein binding; damaged DNA binding
Source: RefSeq, a predicted model, not a curated record
GACUGAUUGACUUGACAGUGGCCGCCACCAAGCAGCACUUUCAACCCAACUCGGCGCAAAGAAAGAAGAAGAAGAAAAAAAAAAGAAUCUAAAAAAAAUAUUAACAGUCAUUUGCGCAUCUUUCUCAAGAUUUAUCAAGCUACAGAAACCCGACCUAACCGCAUUUCCCGCUUCGCAGCACGUAACGCUGCUAAGAAGUUGCCCGCCAUGAAGGUCACUUUCAAGGACCUCAAACAGCAAAAGUUCGUCAUCGAAGUCGAACCGACUGACCUGAUCUCGGCAGUCAAGCAGAAGAUUUCGGAGGAGCGAGGAUGGGAUCCCAAGCUGCAGAAGUUGAUCUACUCAGGCAAGAUUCUUAAGGAUGAGGAGACGGUCGAGUCGUACAAGAUUGAAGAGAAGGGAUUCGUUGUAUGCGUGGUCAACAAGCCGAAAGCUGCUCCUGCAUCUGCCGCUGCUGCAUCUUCCAAUGCCCCUCCCGCGACGCCAGCUGCGGCCCCGGCAGCCACGCCGGCCGCGCCUCCGGCCCCUGCCCAGACGAGCAGCUCGGAACCAGCGGUGCCCGCCACGCCGACUCCGCAAAGAGCCGGAGAAGCUCCGGGUGGUGCCAACUUUAACGACCCCAACAUGCUCAGCACCGGCGCAGCGCGUGAUGAAGCCAUCGCCAACAUGGAGGCAAUGGGGUUCGAGCGCACCCAGAUCGAUGCUGCCAUGCGCGCGGCCUACUUCAACCCAGACCGAGCUGUGGAAUAUCUGUUGAAUGGUAUCCCUGAGAACUUGCGUCAAGCAACCCAACCGCCUGCCGCCCGGGCUGCCGGACAAUCGCCUGCCCCUGCCGGUGGUGCCGCCGCACCUGCUGCUGCAUCAGGCGGCGGAGAUGACGAUGUGGUCAACUUGUUCGAUCUCGCAGCACAGGCCGGCCGUGGAGGCGCAGGGAGCGGGGCUGGUCGCGGAGGCAGUGCAGGCAGUGCAGGCAACGCGGCCGCGGCUGCGGCUGCGGUGGCAGCCGCGGCGGGAGCAGGUGCUGGCGGCCAGUCACUGGGCAACCUCGACUUCCUCCGGAACAACACACAAUUCCAGCAGCUCCGCCAGGUUGUCCAGCAGCAACCGCAAAUGCUCGAGCCUAUCCUGCAACAACUUGGAGCUGGCAACCCCCAGCUUGCGCAACUGAUUGCAGCGAACCCAGAUCAGUUUCUCGCUCUCCUGGGUGAGGAUGCAGACGAGGAUGCACCGCUGCCGCCUGGUGCCCAAGCAAUUUCGGUCACCGAGGAGGAGCGCGAUGCUAUUGAGAGGCUUUGCCGUCUGGGAUUUGGACGUGAGCAGGCUAUCCAAGCCUACUUCGCAUGCGAUAAGAACGAGGAGCUUGCCGCCAAUUUCCUCUUCGACCAGCCCGAUGAUGACGAUCUGCCCCAGUAGACAAAGACGCUACUGGCAAGCUCAUAUCUUGUGCCUGUUACUUACGAAACGACCCGCAACAGAAACCUCGCCGCCCAGCAUAAUAGGCGGACCGAGGAUGAAACGAUGUUCUGGUUUUUUCUUCUUCUUCUAGGGGUUGGUGGCGUUUGGGGGGCUGGGAAGUAGCCGGCAGAGACGGUUGAUGAGUGACUACUUUGUCACUAAGACCAGACGACUCGAUGCAUACCAGCCAAGAAUUAAACAUUCGAAAACACGACCUUGCAGUUAUUUGCCAUGUUGAUACUUAGCCCCUGCUCACAUAUCCCAUAUUCCACACUCCAAAAACCUAGUCGAGGUUACAAGACGCGCACCACUAAGAGGUGGUCAAGGCAGUCGAUGGUGGCAAGCACAUGGAUUUUUGCACUUGGUGUUGAUUUGGCCAGAUGGCGGAAUGCGGGAAUGUGGGAGAGAAUCGAUGCCGGAGCGAAGUUUCUGGACAAGGGCAACUAUUCGAUUUUGCUACCUUGACAGUACUGCUAUUUGAGGGUUUUGAGGCACAUCGAUAACAAGUAGAGUAGCGAUGAUUGCCUAUAUAUUUUUUUUUUCAACGGAACUGACGU